Didymosphaeria variabile is the source of this 1482-nucleotide messenger RNA. RefSeq lists its product as uncharacterized. The record is from RefSeq and is a predicted model, not a curated record. Bases 1 to 1482 code for a protein of 493 amino acids. The transcript is spliced from 4 exons. Lineage: Eukaryota; Fungi; Ascomycota; Dothideomycetes; Pleosporales; Didymosphaeriaceae.
AUGGAUCGCAUACUCGAGCUUGUGAAAGAUGCGCCCGAGGUGUCGACGGAGACGGUCUACUGGAUGAUUGAUCAUGCGUGUCGGGUGGAUAAGUUGAGUUUCAAGGCCGUGUCGAUACUGCUCGGAAUCCUCGCGAUAUUGGCGUCCAUAGCGCGAUUGGUUUUUCGAUAUCGAAGCGCGCAAACGCUGAACCUUGAGGACUACUUCAUACUCUUCGCGACGACAUGCUUGAUCGCUGAAACGGGCUUGCUUCUUUCCUACACCGGAACGAUAUAUCGGAUCGAUGGCGCCACACUCAACGUGUCUGUUCUUAAGUUUCUUACUGGCGAUCCCGAACUGAGCAAAGAGCUAUUCAACAGCGGUCCUUCGGUUUUGAUCGCAUACCUUACUUUAGGUUGGUUGGCCAUCUUUGCGGUCAAGUGCAGCUUCCUGGCGCUAUUUUAUAAGAUGUGCAGGAAUGUCAGCCGAAAGCUCAGAGCAUACUUCUGGGUGACCGUGGCUGCGACGGGAACCAGCUGCAUCGUCGUGAUCUUGGAGAGCUUCAUAUUGUGCCCGCGCUUCGGCGCAGAUGCGACACAAUGUUUCUUGGAGAACCAAUAUACGUUCAGCAUAAGUUCCGGCGUGGUGGUGCAGUCAUUGGACAUUGCCACCGAUCUGAUGAUUAUCAGUAUCCCUCUGACGCUACUAAAGAUGUCGCACCUCAAACUCCAGAACAAGAUGCGCAUAGCGACCGUCCUGUGUCUCUCAAGUAUAUGCGUCAUUCUCAGCAUCAUACGCCUCGCCGCCGGAAUGCACCGCAACGUAUUCGGAAACUGGCAGUUCGGAAUGGCCUGGCUAAGCUUCAUGUUGCACUGCGAGGCUUCGGUCGCCGUCAUGGCAGGGUCCAUCCCAGCAUUGCGUGCGUUCUACACGUCCCGCCGUAGCCGCAACCCCCCGAUCCAAAGCGAAAAGCAGAACGAGAAGCUUCCGAAAAACUUGAAAGGCAAAGCUUUGCGGGUCCUUGGUUCGAUGCGAAAGAAAGAACAGCCAGUACUGCCGCGAUACGAGCAAGUGCAACCGAGAGCAUCGAUAGCAAAAUGGCGGCAGUCUAUCGUGGGUAUCAUUCCACGGAGACCGAUGACCUACAGAGGAGGAAACCUGAAUGUCGUCGGCGCGGAUGGCCAGCGAUACUCAGCAGCAGAAAGUGUGAUGGUACACCCUACGCUAGCAUACCACAAUAUCAGGAAACAGGAGCUACAAAGGGACGGUAUAAGGGCGAAGCGGGAGACCAUCCUUUGGAGUGAUUUCGCGAGAUCUAAGUACGCAUCGGUGGAUAUGAGCGAGGCGGAAUCGCAGAGCGGAACCAUAAUAUCAUCAGUGGCUAGUAGCCCGGACUUGAAAGGUAGCGAGCUGGCGUUUCCUGCAAGGACAAUGUCGGCGAGGAAAAUCGACUACUUCCUUGAUUCGCAGUUCGGUCGGAUCACUGCGGGAAGGCGCGGUUGA